AAGCGCGAGUGCACGUGCAGCCCACUAGCGCGUCCUGACUGGCACUCCAAAGCUCAACCGCAUCAGCUCUCCUCCACAACCACCAUGCCGUCAGACUACACCACAGCAGGCGGCGGCCUGAAGCUAAAAGGUGCCGGCGGCAUCGACAAGAAGAAAAAAAAGAAGCGGCCCAAGCCCACCGACACCGCCUCGCACACGACAGCCGUGGAAAAGCGCGCCGCACACGCCGAACCCGCGGACUCCCCCGGCCGCGCUUUGUCGCCCGAGACGGCGGAGCAGGUGCUCAGAGACGCCGGUGGCAGGACGAAAACGGAGGCUGAGAAGCGCCAUGAGGAAUACAGGCGCAAGCGGCUCGAGGAGAAGAUGAAGAGGGAGGGUGUCAAGACGCAUAAGGAGAAGGUCGAGGAGCUUAACAAGUAUCUGAGUGGACUGAGUGAGCACCAUGAUAUGCCCAAGAUUGGACCUGGUUAAGGCGGGUGUGUGGUGCGGAUGAGACACUACGUUACGAUGCCGUGUCUGUCAAUCGCAACGGCGCGCGACGAGCCUGGAAUGCAUUGGCUGCUGCCGCAGGAUGUAUGUGAUCACGACCCCGUGCCGGGACUUCACGCUUUCUACUUGCCGC
Didymella exigua CBS 183.55 is the source of this 622-nucleotide messenger RNA. RefSeq names its product DUF1754-domain-containing protein. Bases 85 to 471 code for a protein of 128 amino acids. The transcript has a single exon. Gene Ontology annotation, cellular component: nucleolus. The record is from RefSeq and is a predicted model, not a curated record. NCBI's taxonomy places the organism in Eukaryota, Fungi, Ascomycota, Dothideomycetes, Pleosporales, Didymellaceae.